AUGAAGCAACUCAAAGAACUGAAGCAAGGAAAUUUGACUGUAACACAGUACUAUAGUACUGUGACAAAGAUAUGGCAGCAAUUGGAUCUCUUUGAAGUACAUCCUUGGAAGAAUAUUGAUGAUGCUAAUUACUACAGGCAGUUAGUUGAAAAAGGACGAACAUAUGAUUUUCUGUUGGGCCUGAAUGAUGUUUUUGAAGAAGUAAGAGAUAGAAUUAUGGGUCUAAAGCCCCUUCCAUCCCUAUUUGAAGUCUUCAGUAUGGUUAAGUUCGAAGAAAGUCGGAGACACCUCACCCAGGGUAACCAAACUCCAGUUGAUGGCUCAGCUUUAGUCACAAGGGGUUCCCAGACAUCAGAGAGCUCUAAAAGAAAAGGGAACAAGUGGUGCAAUCAUUGUAACAAGAAAGGCCACACCAGAGAUGAAUGCUGGAAACUACAUGGAAAGCCAACCCAUGGAAAACAACAACAACGUCGAGAUGGAAAGAGCCACCACACCUCCUCUGAGGAAAGAGGCGAUGAUGGAGACCGCUUAACCAGAGAAGAACUUCAAAUGCUCCGUAAGAUGCUUGAAAAGUGA
This is a messenger RNA of Neltuma alba, 576 nucleotides long. RefSeq lists its product as uncharacterized. The record is from RefSeq and is a predicted model, not a curated record. The transcript has a single exon. Lineage: Eukaryota; Viridiplantae; Streptophyta; Magnoliopsida; Fabales; Fabaceae. Bases 1 to 576 code for a protein of 191 amino acids.